Molecule: messenger RNA, 2454 nt
Organism: Aplysia californica (California sea hare)
Lineage: Eukaryota; Metazoa; Mollusca; Gastropoda; Aplysiida; Aplysiidae
Product: YTH domain-containing protein 1
Exons: 16
Coding region: 135-1976 (613 amino acids)
Biological process (GO): regulation of alternative mRNA splicing, via spliceosome; mRNA splicing, via spliceosome
Cellular component (GO): nucleoplasm
Molecular function (GO): mRNA binding; N6-methyladenosine-containing RNA reader activity
Source: RefSeq, a predicted model, not a curated record
GAAGAAAAACACAGCCUUGACUGAUCUAAUCGCCAUCUUUGACUGACGGUCAAUGCGAUUCUUUGUUUUUCAUGUCUAUUUAUUGUAGUAAUUGAUAUAACUAAAGGCGAUAAAGACACAGUGAGCGCACCAGCAUGAGUUUGAAAGUGAAAGAUGGGGAGAAUCUACUGGAUGACAUACUGGAUGAUUACCAUGAAGGUGACGACUUUUCAGCCGAAAUGAGUGAGGAUGCAGUAGAUUUGGCUGCAAGGAAUGCUCAGUCUCGCCCAUCAAAAAGACCAAUGUCUUCUUCAGUAAGCGAUGACCACUCAAGGCCAAAGACAGCAAGAAUGCAGUGUGAUCAGAGUAAUGUUGACUCUCUAGAUCAAGAAGAGUCCGAAGAGGAAGAAGACGAUGAUGAUGAUGAAGAAGAAGAAGACGAGGAUGAAGAGGAAGAAGAUGAAGAAGAGGGGGAUGAGGAGGAAGAAGAAGAAGAGGAGGAGGAGGAAGAAGAAGAAGAGGAGGAAGGGGAUGAGGAGGAAGAGUACGAUGCUGAAGAUCAAGAAGAAAAAGCAGACUUAAGCCUGAAUGCUGAUGACAAUGACCAUUCAGAUGACGAUGAAAAGCCAAAAAAGAAGUCUCAGAGAGGAAUUUCCCCGAUCGAGUGGGACAGAAAGAGUGAAGGAGCAAGAGGGAAGCCUAGCAGAGACAGUGAGCCUGAAGAAGGAAAUGAAAACACAUCGAGGGAGCACAGAGGACGUGCAGACAGUCGAGAGGGUGACAGAAGUUAUUGGUCAAAAUUGAAGUACCUCAUGCGAGGAGCCCGCUUCUUUUUGGUCAAGAGUAAUAAUCAUGAGAAUGUGGCAUUGGCAAAGGCGAAAGGAAUUUGGUCAACCCCUCCGCAAAAUGAAGCCAGAUUCAAUCAAGCUUUCAAGGAGUGUGAAAAUGUGAUCUUGAUAUUUUCUGUGAAAGAAAGUGGAAAAUUUCAAGGUUUUGCUCGUCUGGCUGAAGAAUCUACCAAAGAUCAUCCUCCGGUGCGCUGGGUUUUACCCCCCGGAAUGACCUCUCGUGCUCUCAGUGGAGUUUUUAAGCUAGACUGGGUCAGCAGGAAAGACUUGGAAUUCAUCAAGACAAAUCAUCUGUUUAAUUUGUGGAAUGAUAACAAGCGAGUGAAAAUCGGGCGAGAUGGUCAGGAAAUUGAGCCACGAUGCGGGGAAAACCUGUGCAAGCUGUUUCCUUCCGAUCACAAUCUGGACAUGGCGGACGUGGUCAAGAAAGCACGAAAAGCUCACGUGCGCUCAGAGCACGGACUCAAGGAAAGAGCACCCCGUCUCAUGGGCCCAAGGAGAAUGGCAAUAGGCCCAGGGCCAGAUUUUCCCAGACGUCGCCCAAAUAGAGAUGAAUAUUUUGAUGAUCCAAGCCAAAGACCAAAACGCAGUCGAGGCAACUUUGAAAGAGAAUCUUUCUACAAAGAGAGAAGGAUGGAAAGGCCUCCAAGAUAUGCUGGUGUGAGAAGAGAAACAUUUCUAAACGGGUCCUACUCUGACUACAUGCGGGAAUUCAAUCAAAGGCCUCCUCCACCUCACCCCAUGGCACAGUUUGGACCUCCUCCCGGUUUCUUUGAGCAAGCAGGCUAUGCUGCUCAGUUUGAGAGGCCUUCCCGGGGCGGUUACUCCAUGGCUCCUUCCGAUUACGGUGUGCACUCAGCCCCGCGAAAUGCAGAAGUCAGCAGCAAAAGAUCGUAUGAGCGGGAUGUGGACGACUUUUUGCGGCGCACCACCCACGGGCUCGCUUCCAGCAAGCGAAGCCGGGAUGACCGCAGCAGCCACAGGGACCAUGAGAGGGGACGUGAGCGAGACCGGGACAGAGAUCGUGAACGUGAGCACAGAGGUGAACGUGACCACCGCAGCGAACGAGAGUACGACCGACGAGACCACGACAGAGAAAAGGAUCGUGACAGGGAGAGGGGCAGCAGACAUCAAAGAGAGCGCCGCUGACCCCAGCUUUCUGGGCACUCAUCUUUUUGUUGUUUUUAUCGGGGAUUUUUUUUUUUUUUAAUGUUUUUUUUUUACUGCAUGUUUUAUUUCUCAUUGUGGUCGUCUGGCUCAGUUUUGACUUUAAAUGUCGUUAUCUGUUAAAGCAUCAGUUUUUAAAGUAUGAUUACCUUGUUUGUCCUGGUCAUAGCCAGGUUGUUUGGAUUCCCAAAUGAGCUGCACCAUUCUUAACGUCGUGGACACUACAUUGUUUAUGACAUGUAUGUGAGGCAGCACACCAAGUGAGGUACUUCUCACAAGGGAUGGGCAGGUACCGGUACCCUGUACCAGAACUCCCGGUUUUACCGGAGGAUGUGUCAGUACCGGUACCAGGCCUCCAGUACCGGCUCUGGGAAGGGGCUGACACCAGUGGGUUUUUUUUACUGGGCCACGGGAAGUGUGCAGUGUGUAGGCCUAGGCCUAGCAGCUGUGAUGUCAGAUG